Brassica oleracea var. oleracea is the source of this 2264-nucleotide messenger RNA. RefSeq names its product serine/threonine-protein kinase D6PKL3. The record is from RefSeq and is a predicted model, not a curated record. Bases 401 to 2083 code for a protein of 560 amino acids. Gene Ontology annotation, cellular component: nucleus; plasma membrane; cytoplasm. Gene Ontology annotation, biological process: protein phosphorylation. Gene Ontology annotation, molecular function: ATP binding; protein serine/threonine kinase activity. The transcript is spliced from 3 exons. Lineage: Eukaryota; Viridiplantae; Streptophyta; Magnoliopsida; Brassicales; Brassicaceae.
CUAGUGCUCAGAAGCGGCUCUCUACUUAAUUACAGUAGUUAGCCUUUUCCUAAACAAACAAUUACAACAAAACAAAGAAAAGAAAGCAAAGAAACAAGAAACAUUGCUUUAGAGGGAACACCGCAAGAUCGAGAAGUGUAAAAAGUUUAACUUUCCCAUUAAACGACGAACAGAUUUCUAUUUUUUUCUUAUUAAUUUCCCCUCUUGUCUUCGUCAUUCACCUGAAGAAAAAAAACAGAGGAGAGAAAGAGCAGAAGCAACCUGCAACUAUACCUUUCUUUAAUCGUUUCUCCCUCUCUCUCUAUUAGACAUUGAUGGGAUCGGAUCUAGAAGACUAACUCGUCAACGAAGAAGACACAUUCUCGAUCAACGUCAAAAAAAGCAGUAUCGAACACCUUCAAUGGAUCCUUCAAUCGAUCACGCUUCUUCAUCUUCCAAACCAAGAAACACUCACGCUAAAUCCAAACCAUCCGUUACGUCACGUUCCAUCGACUCAAGAGCCACCAAGAAACAAGAACCGCCAUUAACAGCAACAGAAACUUCCCCUGAAGUUUUAGAACAACACUCUGUUUCAUCUCACAUCACACAGAAGACGAAGAAUAAGAAGAAGAAACAACCCGAGCCUAGAUUCUACCCGAGCCCAACCAACACUUUCUACACAGCGCCGCUCUACACAGAAGCCAAGCAAAGCUUCAGCGACUGCGCGAGCACGCUCAACGUCGGAGGAAUCGAUCUCGAGAAGAUGGGCGUGUUAACAUACAGAGGAAGCACGGGGAGCGACGAGAGCAGCUCGAGCGGGCUGAGCAACAGCGCCGGCUACAAGCCUCACAGAGCUAACAACGACAAGCGAUGGGUCGCGAUCCAGGAGGUAAGGUCUCGGGUCGGGUCGUCUCUUGAGGCUAAAGACUUCAAGCUGGUGAAGCGGCUCGGAGGAGGCGACAUCGGGACUGUUUACUUAGCGGAGUUGAUCGGAACGGGAGAGACGUUCGCCGUGAAGGUCAUGGAGAAAGCGGCUAUUGCGGCGAGGAAGAAGCUCGUGAGGGCUCAGACGGAGAGGGAGAUACUGCAGUCGUUGGAUCAUCCGUUCUUGCCUACUCUGUAUUCGCAUUUCGAAACGGAGAAUCAUUCGUGUCUGGUUAUGGAGUUUUGUCCCGGUGGUGAUUUGCAUUCUCUCCGGCAGAAACAGCCCGGCAAGUACUUCCCGGAACAUGCUGCCAGAUUCUACGUUGCUGAAGUGCUUCUAGCUAUGGAGUAUCUACACAUGCUUGGGAUCAUAUACAGAGACCUUAAGCCUGAGAACGUUUUAGUACGUGAAGAUGGACACAUAAUGCUAUCAGACUUCGAUCUCUCCCUGAGAUGUUCAGUCUCUCCAACCCUAGUUCGAUUCGCAGCAACCACCACACUCGAAUCCAAACCCUCAAGCUACUGCAUCCAGCCGAGCUGCAUCGUCCAGCCAGACUGCAUCCAGCCAGUGUGUUUCACUCCACGGUUCUUAUCCAAAAGCAAGAACAAGAAGAAACUAAACGAGUCAGCGCGGCAGGUCAGACCACUCCCGGAGCUCAUGGCUGAACCGACAAGCGCGCGGUCCAUGUCCUUUGUCGGAACACACGAGUACUUAGCGCCAGAGAUCAUCAAAGGAGAGGGGCACGGAAGCGCGGUUGACUGGUGGACGUUCGGGAUAUUCCUGUACGAGCUUCUGUUUGGUAAGACGCCGUUUAGAGGAGACGUGAACAGAGCGACGCUGUUCAACGUGGUUGGACAGCCGUUGAGGUUUCCGGAGCAUCCUAGCGUGAGCUUUGCGGCUAGGGACUUGAUCAGAGGGUUGCUUGUGAAGGAGCCUCAGCAUAGGUUGGCUUAUAGGAGGGGAGCUACUGAGAUUAAGCAGCAUCCUUUUUUUCAGAGUAUUAACUGGGCUUUGAUCAGAUGCACUAACCCGCCUCAGGUUCCACAGCCGGUGAAGAUUAUGGAUAAUGCUCAGAGUCAAGGACAUGGUUGUAGCCGUAGUCAGGGAGAUGCUAAGCCGCCAACUGUUGUUAUUGAUGUGAAGCCUUCCGGUAAUUAUUUGGAAAUUGAUUUCUUCUAGUCUGUGUCUCAUUCUUGAUUGUUUACGGCGUAUGUUAGUCAAGUGUAUAAUGAUUUUUGCUUUUGGGGUUUGUCUAGACUUUGGUCUGAUGUGUUUUUAUCUUACUGGAUGAUUUGAUGACUAUUGUUGUGUCUUCACGUUAUGGUGAAGUUGUACAUAUUCGAAAACAUGUUUCCUUUAA